Molecule: messenger RNA, 417 nt
Organism: Acytostelium subglobosum LB1
Lineage: Eukaryota; Evosea; Eumycetozoa; Acytosteliales; Acytosteliaceae
Exons: 4
Coding region: 1-417 (138 amino acids)
Cellular component (GO): MIS12/MIND type complex
Source: RefSeq, a predicted model, not a curated record
AUGAAUGCACAUAAGCCAUUGUUGACAAUAAUACACUCUACAAUCUGUAAAACUAUAGCCGAUAAUGUAAAGAGGGAGUUUGCAGAGAUUUGUAAAGAGAGACAAGUGGCUCCAUCACUUUCACAACUUGAACAACUGAUUAGAGAGCAACCAAUACUGCCAAAUGGAAAGCGAUGUCCAUUGGGAAGUUACACGACUCCAGAAGAAAGGACUCUGUCACAGACCAACCAUCUGAAGCAGGUGGAACUGGAGAAACUGAGAGCCGCCUACCAAAAGCUGUCAACUGAAAAUGAGCAGAUUAAUCAAGACAUUGCAACACUUGAGAAACAAAAGGAUGAGACAUUGACACGACUGGAAGGCAAGGCCAAGGCACUCUCACUCCUGAUCAAGUCGUCCACAUCAUUGGAUCAGAAGUAA